AUGGCCGUCCUUACGCAGUACGACUGGAUCAUCGCCGUCAUCAGCAUCGCCUUCUGCGGUAGCUCCUUCGGAAACGGUGCCAACGAUGUCGCCAACUCCUAUGCCACCUCCGUAGCGGCUCGGACCCUCACCAUGCCCCAGGUUGGCUUUCUGUCCAUGUGCACCGAGUUUUUCGGCGCCGUCGUGCUCGGAGCCCGCGUCACGGGUACCAUCAAGAACGAUAUCAUCGACCUCGACCGCUUCCGCCAGACUCCCUCUACUCUGAUUCUCGCCAUGGGAUGCGCCGAGUUUGCUAGCGCUUUCUGGCUGCUUGCCGCCACCAAGAUGGGCUACCCCGUCUCUACAACACAAACUAUUGUCGGUGCCCUCGUCGGUGUCGGUCUCGCCGCGCAGGCCCAGGUCUCUUGGUCAUGGAAGGACGGCAGCGUCUCUCAGAUCGCUGCUUCAUGGGGUGUUGCUCCCUGCAUCGCUGCCGUCUUCGGUGCCGUUCUCUUCGGCAGUCUCAAGUUCACUGUACUGGAGCGCGAAAACUCUUUCGAAAAGGCCAUGAAGGCCAUUCCCUUCUACCUUGCUUUCACCGCCGCCGUCCUCGCCCUAUUCAUCACCGUCGAAGCACCCGGUGCCCCGUCUCUUGAGGAGCUUGGUGCCGGCACCGCCUGCGGUAUCGUGCUCGGUGUCUUUUUCGGUGCCCUCCUCCUUGCCUACGUCUUUUUCGUCCCUUAUGUUCACCGAAGACUCGUCAAAGAGGACCCUCGAAUCCGCCUUCGUCACAUCUUCCUUGGCCCUCUCCUGUACAUGGAGAACCCUCCCAUCUACAUGCCUGCCAAGGGCAACGAAUUCGUCAUCGACUACUACGCGAGCGCCCACGAUGAGUCCCAGAACACCAACGACGCCGAUAUUGAGAAGCAGACGAAAACUGAAGGCGGUAACGACAACGGGGAGAAGCUCGUCGUUAACGACAACAAUAGCACCGAGAGCCCCAAUUCUGCACCCCUCUCUCUUGAAGAUGUCGAGCGCGGUAAGAAGGCCCCCGCGCAGGGCGCUGUCGUCGAACGUUACAAGCGCAAGCCCGAGCCCGAAGAGCGUUUUCUUGCACCGACUGCCCACCUCCCUAUCACCAACCCCAAACGCAUCUGGAGCUUCAUCAAGUACUUCUUGUUGCAGGGCGUUACCCGUGACUGUGUCACACAUGCCUCCUCCCAGCUUUCUGCAAUCCACGGCAAGGCCAAGAAGUACGACAACCGUGUCGAGCAUCUCUGGACCUAUGCUCAAGUUGCCAGCGCCAUGAUGAUGUCCAUUGCUCAUGGUUCCAACGAUGUUGCCAACGCUGUUGGCCCCUGGAUCGCUGCCUACCAAGUCUACAUGACUGGCGAAAUCAGAGAGGAUGGCGAAUCCCCUAUCUGGAUUCUCGUUGUUGCCGGUUUCCUCCUUGGUGCAGGCUUCUGGUUCAUGGGUCAUCACAUCAUCAAAGCCAUGGGCAACAAGCUCACCCAAUUGUCUCCCACGAGAGGUUUCGCCAUGGAGCUUGGCGCCGCAAUUACCGUUCUCCUGGCAAGUCGUCUUGGUCUUCCCGUCAGCACUACUCAGUGCCUCACCGGUGCCGUCAUUGGUGUCGCCUUGAUGAACUUCGACAUUGGUGCUGUCAACUGGCGCCAGGUCGCUUUCAUCUUCUCUGGCUGGAUUGUCACUCUGCCUUGUGCCGGUCUGAUCGGUGGUUUGCUGAUGGCCAUGUCUCUCAACACUCCUCAGUUCAGUCAGGGCUAA
Colletotrichum spaethianum is the source of this 1764-nucleotide messenger RNA. Its product is annotated as phosphate-repressible phosphate permease pho-4. Lineage: Eukaryota; Fungi; Ascomycota; Sordariomycetes; Glomerellales; Glomerellaceae. Bases 1 to 1764 code for a protein of 587 amino acids. Gene Ontology annotation, biological process: phosphate ion transmembrane transport. The record is from RefSeq and is a predicted model, not a curated record. The transcript is spliced from 2 exons. Gene Ontology annotation, cellular component: membrane.